Molecule: messenger RNA, 1964 nt
Organism: Asparagus officinalis (garden asparagus)
Lineage: Eukaryota; Viridiplantae; Streptophyta; Magnoliopsida; Asparagales; Asparagaceae
Product: diacylglycerol kinase 3-like
Exons: 12
Molecular function (GO): ATP-dependent diacylglycerol kinase activity
Source: RefSeq, a predicted model, not a curated record
GCCUGCCUCCCAAACUUCAAAUUUCAAAAUAAAUAAUUAAAAAAAAUCCCCCCAAUAAAUAAAAGCAUCACCAGUACACGAGCUACAAGAAAAGGCAAAGAAUAGAAUAACCCCCCAAUCCCCUCGCUGGACUUAAAACUCCCAUUCAUUUCGAGAAACCGACAGCGUUGAAAUCGAUGGAGUCAUCUCCGGCGACGGAAGGAUCGACGGCGAGGACGGUGGCGGCGAGAUCAUCGAUCUUGGACUCGGUGCGAGCGUGCGGAGUGAUCGCCGGAGCUAAGAUCGACAAGGAGGAGCUGAGGCGGCGGAUCACGAUACCGGAGUACUUAAGGAGGGCGAUGAAGGAGGCGGUGAUGGAGCAGACGACGUCGGCGACGGCGAGCAAGGCUGGGGUCGUGGAGGAGCUCGGCCAGGAGUCGCCGGAGGCUCCGAUCGUAGUGUUCGUGAACUCGAAGAGUGGAGGGAGGCACGGGAAAGCUCUGCUGGAGAGGCUACAGGAACUCAUGGGAGAGGAGCAGGUUUUUGAUCUCUCACGUGUGAAGCCUCCUCAGUUUGUUCAGUUUGGCUUAGGUGUUUUGGAGCAGUUGGCCGAUCUUGGCGAUGAUUGUGCAAAGAGCGUUCGUCAGAAGCUGAGGGUUGUGGUUGCCGGUGGUGAUGGGACUGUAGGUUGGGUAUUAGGGAGUCUUGGAGAACUUUUUGAGCGCAGAGAGCCAGUUCCUCCAGUUGCUAUUAUUCCACUUGGCACGGGCAACGAUCUUUCGAGGAGUUUUGGUUGGGGUGGUUCAUUUCCUUUUGCAUGGCGAUCUGCUGUGAAACGAAUUCUCCAAAAGGCAAGUAGUGGUCCUAUUUGCCGUCUUGACAGUUGGCAUGUCUUGGUCUCGAUGCCAGCAGGAGAAAAAGUCGAUCUACCAUACUCUCUUAGGCACAUGGGAGAAUGCACUUUAAAUGAGGACGUGGUGACAGAAGGUACUGUUCCUGAAAAGGUUUUAUGCUUUGAAGGGGUCUUCUACAAUUACUUUAGCAUAGGAAUGGAUGCUCAAGUUGCUUAUGGCUUCCACCAUCUGCGUAACACAAAGCCUUACCUCGCUCAAGGACCAGUUUCUAAUAAGUUGAUUUAUUCUUCUUAUAGCUGCACUCAAGGAUGGUUCUGUACACCUUGCCCGAGGGUAGUCCCAGAACUUUGAUGCAGGGGACUCAAAAAUAUUCUGCGACUUCAUAUCAAAAAGGUCAAUUGUUCAGAAUGGGAGCAAAUCCCAAUCCCUUCAGAUGUUAGGUCAAUAGUAGCAUUAAAUCUUCACAACUAUGGUAGUGGGAGGAAUCCAUGGGGUCAUCCCAAGCCUGAAUAUCUUGAAAAGAGAGGCUUUGUUGAGGCCCAUGCCGAUGAUGGUCUGCUUGAAAUUUUUGGUCUGAAGCAUGGGUGGCAUGCCUCAUUUGUUAUGGUUGAACUCAUUGAUGCCAAGCACAUUGCUCAGGCGGCUGCAAUUAGGUUGGAGAUCAGAGGUGGGCGGUGGAAAAAGGCUUAUAUGCAAAUGGAUGGCGAGCCAUGGAAACAGGCAAUUAAUGAGUACUCAACUAUCAUUGAUAUAAAGAGGGUACCUCAUCAAUCUCUCAUGAUAAGCGGAGAGUAAUUCUUGCGUGAACUCAUCAUCAGAUUGAAUUACAUAUUUAAGCAAGGAAGUUCAUGGUUCGUGUGAGCUCCUACUGAAUUAGACACAACUACUGUGUCACUUGAUGUUACUGUAUUUUGCUAGCAAAAAGUAAGUUUAUGAAGUUUAAUUAUUCUUUUUAGACGUAAGUUGAUUAAGAGGGCUGAGGUCAUGCUCCUGUAUAUUUUAUAUGGAUGGUGAAAAUUUAUUGUAUAUAUUAUGCAGCUGGUUUUCUAUGGAGCUUCAUUCUUUUCCAAAUAGUUAUUGUAUUAAUAUGUGGUUGUUUAGUCUAUUUGGAACAAAUUCUCCUUUCCUCAU